UGGGGGCGGGAGGCCGGAGCAGCUGUCAGGCUAAAGUCCAGCGAGCUCUGCUCUGCGGGACCGCGGAAGAAACCUGGCGCGGGGCCUGGAGAUGGUCCGCGGCGCCACGGGCUGGUGGUGUCUUGUGUUCUGGCUACCCGUGUAUGUCGCGGCCCACGGCUUACGUAUCCAUGACUAUUUAUAUUUCCAAGUGCUGAGUCCUGGGGACAUUCGAUACAUCUUUACAGCCACACCUGCCAAGGACUUCGGUGGUAUCUUUCACACAAGGUAUGAACAAAUUCAUCUUGUCCCUGCUGAACCUCCAGAAGCCUGCGAGGAGCUCAGCAACGGCUUCUUCAUCCAGGACCAGAUUGCUCUGGUGGAGAGGGGGGGCUGCUCCUUCCUCUCCAAGACCCGGGUGGUACAGGAGCAUGGUGGGCGGGCCGUGAUUAUCUCUGACAACGCAGUUGACAAUGACAGCUUCUAUGUGGAGAUGAUCCAGGACAGUACCCAACGCACAGCUGAUAUCCCUGCCCUCUUCCUGCUCGGCAGAGAUGGCUACAUGAUCAGACGCUCCCUGGAACAGCAUGGGCUGCCGUGGGCUAUCAUCUCUAUCCCAGUCAAUGUCACCAGUAUCCCCACCUUUGAGCUGCUGCAACCUCCCUGGACCUUUUGGUAGAAGACCUGAUCCCAGAUUCCAACUAUCCAAGUAACUCUUGGGAAGGGGAUACCCAAAAAUUCUACUGUUUUGAGUUUGGGAAUAACAUCGAAGGACAUGUGGAACCCAGCUGAGGGUGGGAAGCCACACUAGUGGCUUUCCCUUCCCCAGGGCUUCCAAGGAUGUCUCAUGCUACAGAAAGGCAAGAGCUGGAACCCAGGGUUUCUGGAACAAAAGGAGUGCUGAAGGCAGACAACACAAGUCAUCUGUGAACUGUCACCACCUGGUUCAUUCUCCCCCAGCCAAGACCUCAAGCAGUUGCUGGAGUGGUUUAAGGAACUGGUAUCUGGGGACUCAAUAAACCUUCAAUGACUUUUUAGCAAUAAAGCAUUAGGGUUGUAACUGGA
This is a messenger RNA of Jaculus jaculus (lesser Egyptian jerboa), 1044 nucleotides long. It is a transcript of the gene Pradc1, whose product is annotated as protease associated domain containing 1. The transcript has 5 exons. NCBI's taxonomy places the organism in Eukaryota, Metazoa, Chordata, Mammalia, Rodentia, Dipodidae. The coding region runs from base 92 to 658 and encodes 188 amino acids. The record is from RefSeq and is a predicted model, not a curated record.